AUGGCUCGAGUAUCGGCGAAAGGCCUGACGAUUCGCUUGCUCGUUGCUGUCGUCAGCUUGCUGUGCGUGACGCAAGUCGCGUUAGCUUAUACCGGGUAUCAGCAGUUGGUGGCGAAGCUGACGAAGUUGAAAUACAGCACCGCCAUUGCAGCGUGGGAGACGUCUGGCCUGAACAACACGCUCCAGGAAUGGCUGCCAAAGUCGCAGAUGACGAUAUUUGUGCCGCGCAACAGCGCGUUUGACAAGCUCACGGGCAGCUUCCAGUACUCAAGGCUCAAGAAGAACCCCAAGGCGCUGCUGCAAGUCAUGUCGUACCACGUGUUGAGUCAACGCUUCUACAAAUCCGCGAUUGACGCGCUGAAAGUGGGAACGCGGUUUGGCACACUCGAUUACAAGUUUGUCAUGGUGAAGUCGGCUGACAAGCCUUCAAAGUUCACCAAGCCUGGAGCUUCGGGAGGGCUCCAGAUUGUCGUUCCAGACCUGUAUGUGGACCCGCAGGUUAUUGUGCAUGGGGUUGACACCGUCAUCAUCCCACCCGCAAUCAAAUGA
Closterium sp. Yama58-4 is the source of this 549-nucleotide messenger RNA. The record is from the annotation of a GenBank genome assembly. Lineage: Eukaryota; Viridiplantae; Streptophyta; Zygnematophyceae; Desmidiales; Closteriaceae.